AUGAAGAACUCAUUAUCAUUAACAUUUCUCUUCCUCUGUUUUUUAAUCAACAUCACCCUAGUAGUUGAAGGUUUAGUUCCUCUCUCUAAAACUUUCAAGUUUGUAAAUCAAGGCGAGCUUUCAAAUGGAAUCUCAACAGAAAAUAAUGCACAAUUUCUUUCAGUUCCACAACUUGCAAAUUAUCCUUUCCAACUUUGUUUCUUCACCACCGGCAAAUCCGUAUUUACUCUUGGCUUGUCUAUGGGUUUUGGCAGCAGUGGUGCUCAAGCAAGAAAAGAUCUGCGGCGUUGGGUGUGGGCAGCAAACACAAACAGACCAGUUGGAGAAAAUGCUACCUUGACAUUCGGCCGCAAUGGGAACCUUUUCUUAGCCAACACUGAUGGGCGAGUCGUUUGGCAAACUCAAACUGCCAACAAAAACGUAACUGAUAUCAAAUUACUUUCAGAUGGAAACUUAGUCCUGCUCGACAAAAAUGUUGGAUUUGUUUGGCAUAGCUUUGAUUACCCUACUGAUACACUCUUGAAUGGUCAGGCAAUCAAUGGCGAUGGUUCAAACAAACUAGUUAGCGGAUCCUAUAGUAUGGUUGUGGAUUGGCAGUAUUAUCUAACUCUUUCCUUCAAGUAUAAGAAAGAACCACUUGUCAUUUACCAUACCUCAACCUAUUUCUUUGGCGACUUUGCAAAAGUAAGCUUUUUCACCAACAGCAAGGGCUUUGGUCUCUUUUAUGAAACUACUAGUGAUACAGUUAGAAGUGAAAAGCACGUAUGGGCACAACCAGGUUACGCCACCACUUUGUCGAUGCUUCGGCUAGACAAAGAUGGUAAUCUUCGUGCUUACACUUACAAUUGGUAUGCGAACACUUGGGAGGAUACAUUCUCAUAUUUCCCUUCGAUGCAGAGCGAGUGCAACUUGCCCGAGAAAUGUGGUGUUUUUGGACUUUGUAAGAACUCCAAAUGCGUUUCUUGUCCUUCGUCUAAAGGAUUAAUGGAUAGUUGGAGCAAGGAGUGUAAACGGGAAAAGAUACCUCUUUGCGAUUCUUCGAAGCUGGCAGAUUACUACAAACUGGAAGAUGUGUCAAGCGCCAUGCGAAGUUUUAAGGACCGAGAUUAUAAGAAAAUGACUAUCGAUGAGUGUAAGAUGAUAUGUAGCAAGGAUUACAAGUGUACCGGUUUCUUCUACAGAAAAAAUGAAGAUUCUUGCUUGGUCGCUACUACUGAAAUCUUUACCCUGACCAGUGACUACAACGGUCGCCAUGAAAUCGGCAUAAUAGAUCCUGAGUUUGAUACCUAUAUCAAGUACGCUAAAUAA
Molecule: messenger RNA, 1308 nt
Organism: Papaver somniferum (opium poppy)
Lineage: Eukaryota; Viridiplantae; Streptophyta; Magnoliopsida; Ranunculales; Papaveraceae
Product: epidermis-specific secreted glycoprotein EP1-like
Exons: 1
Coding region: 1-1308 (435 amino acids)
Biological process (GO): recognition of pollen
Source: RefSeq, a predicted model, not a curated record